Ricinus communis (castor bean) is the source of this 1161-nucleotide messenger RNA. RefSeq names its product protein YIPF5 homolog. The transcript has a single exon. The coding region runs from base 256 to 1020 and encodes 254 amino acids. Gene Ontology annotation, biological process: vesicle fusion with Golgi apparatus; endoplasmic reticulum to Golgi vesicle-mediated transport. NCBI's taxonomy places the organism in Eukaryota, Viridiplantae, Streptophyta, Magnoliopsida, Malpighiales, Euphorbiaceae. The record is from RefSeq and is a predicted model, not a curated record. Gene Ontology annotation, cellular component: membrane; trans-Golgi network.
UGUAGUAAUAGCAAGCUGCAAAAAAUGUCAUCAAAGCGUCAUCCGGCGAAUCUCCCGCCGUAAGCACCCAUUCUAGACACCCAAAGCCCCUACGGAAAGUCAAUUAUACCCUUACUCUACUCGUACAAAAACCAGUUUUAUAUCUUCUCCUUUUACUUUUUCAAGAAGAAUCUUUUUCACUCUCUUCACACUGACAUUAACAUUCUCCUCUCCGAUCCCCAAUUCCAAAACCCUAAAAGACCACUAACCUGACCCAUGACAAAAGAAUUCACCGUGCCGCCAGUAAUAUUUCCUUCAGGCGGAAAUCCCACUGUCGCCGGAGCCUCCAACAUGCAACAACGCCGUGUUCCCACGGCGCCGUUUCAACCUCCCCGGCCAUCAAACUCAGGAAUCCCAUUCAUGUCGUUCGAGAUCGGUUCCGCUACAACUGCAGCACCUUUCGGCGCCGGACCAAUAGGAGGAGGUGGCUCUGCUGUAUCCUCUGCCGGUGCCAAUUUUGACGACGAAGAACCACUUCUCGAUGAACUCGGCAUCCAUCCAGAUCAAAUCUGGAGAAAGACGAAAUCGAUCUUGAAUCCAUUCCGGGUCAACCCGAACGUCCACAAAGAUUCGGAUCUAUCCGGUCCGAUCUUUUUAUACCUAUCUCUUUGUUUAUUUCAAUUACUCGCUGGGAAAAUCCAAUUUGGCGUGAUAUUGGGGUGGAUUGUUGUAUCGUCGAUAUUUUUGUACGUGGUGUUCAAUAUGCUAGCUGGGAGAAACGGGAAUUUAGAUCUGCAUACGUGUACAAGUGUAAUUGGCUACUGUUUAUUACCGGUAGUUAUUUUAUCAGCGAUCUCGUUAUUUUUACCCAACGGUGGGCCUAUAAGGUUUAUGAUCGCUGGUCUGUUUGUGAUAUGGGCUACUAGGGUCUGUACGAAUCUAAUGGUAUCAGUUGCUGAUGGAGGCGAAGAACAUCGUGGAUUGAUUUCGUAUGCUUGUUUCUUGAUUUACACUCUGUUUUCUUUGCUUGUUAUAUUUUAAUGAAUAAUGAGAAUUCAUGUUGAUUUUUCUUUUGUAGUUUUAAAAAUGUCAUAGUUUUUUUUUUCUUUUUUUUUUUAAUUAAAAAAACGUUUGUUACAAGUUUAUCAUGAAUCUAAUGUAAUGUUGACCUUGGUAAAGUCA